CCGAUACAUUCCUGGUACCUAUCCUACUAAGACUACCUAUCAGAAGUUAUCACUAUCCUCUGUUUUUCAACCCUUAAGGCUGUUCGCUUCAAGUCAUUUACAUACUCUUUUACCCUGCGAUAUCGACGUGGCCGUUUCCUGACUUCUCAUGAAUGACUGGCUAUAUUGAAUAUGCCAACUUCUUCUGUAUCCGAAGGUGAAAAUUACAUGCUCAUUGCAUCAGGACCAAGCCACUAUGCUCCUUUCUUAUCAGGCUGGCAAGAGUUCAAAGACCAUAUCCGAAGGAUUGUCGACCAUCAGCCUGGGUGGGCAGAAGUCAUGCCCGGGCCCCGAAAAGGGGAGAUGCAAGGGUUCGUCAGGCUUGAAAAGAGGGUCGACGCGGAUGCUGCCUAUGAGCACUAUACCAUAUCACGAGGAUUGCUGGUUCACCUCUUCAAGACCUCACGCACUAGCGGUGAUUAUCGACUCUUGAAAUGCAAUUGCGGGCCAUACUUCCCUGACAUGUCUGAGCGAAGUCAUUCACCCACUCGAUCUGGAGUCCAGGCCGAUGUUACCCGUCAAUCCAUACCUAGAGCGUAUAGUGCUGUGGUGCCACAAUAUCCCGUACCUACUGCCUACUCGUGGGACCCGCUAUAUACACAGAUCCCAAGCUAUGCACAGGCCCCCACCUACUCUAAUCCUGUAGCUUCAGUUCAGCAGGUACCAACGUAUUCCGCAAGCACAAACGGCAUUCCCGUGAAUGUUCGGCACGGGGCAAUGCUGACGGAGGCUCGCGGUAUCUUCAUCAGUAAUCUUAGCUAUCAGUGCACGCCAAAUGACCUCUUCAAUCUUCUCUGCACAGUUGGUCGCACUACUGAUUACAAACUCCACAAGGAUUCUAGGGGGCAACCCAACGGAGCCGCGACGGCGAAAUUCGCUACGAAGGAGGAGGCACAUCGCGCCGCGACACAUCUCAACGGCAAGCAGCACAUGGGGAUGACGAUAAAUGCUCGUCUAGACAUGAACACAACAGUGAUAGGACAGGCCCAGUCGCCUGUCAUCGUGAACGGGUCAACCGCUUCUAGGGGUUGAACGAGGCUCAAUUGACAGCCACGGCGGGGUGCAUGACGAGUACGAGCCCGGCUCAAGGGGUCCUUCAAACAAAGUGAAGCAAACUGGAGCGCAAGGAUCAUUUGUAUUCUCUUUUACUGCUUAAUAUGAUCACCUCUGCAAGCGAACGAC
This is a messenger RNA of Lindgomyces ingoldianus, 1221 nucleotides long. RefSeq lists its product as uncharacterized. Gene Ontology annotation, cellular component: nucleus; cytoplasm. Gene Ontology annotation, molecular function: mRNA binding. The record is from RefSeq and is a predicted model, not a curated record. The transcript is spliced from 3 exons. The coding region runs from base 172 to 1071 and encodes 299 amino acids. NCBI's taxonomy places the organism in Eukaryota, Fungi, Ascomycota, Dothideomycetes, Pleosporales, Lindgomycetaceae.